Molecule: messenger RNA, 1293 nt
Organism: Agelaius phoeniceus (red-winged blackbird)
Lineage: Eukaryota; Metazoa; Chordata; Aves; Passeriformes; Icteridae
Gene: ACOT8
Product: acyl-CoA thioesterase 8
Biological process (GO): acyl-CoA metabolic process; fatty acid catabolic process
Cellular component (GO): peroxisomal matrix
Molecular function (GO): fatty acyl-CoA hydrolase activity
Source: RefSeq, a predicted model, not a curated record
AUGGCGGCCUUCGCCCCGCGGAUGGGCGGUGCUUCCUGGUCCGCCGUGCUGGUCGGGUCGCGGUGUCGGUCCCGGUUCGCGGAGGUGAUGGGGGCCCCAGGCGACGCCGGCGGGGCUGGAGCAGGGCCGGGAUCCGGGCCGCCGCCGCCUCCCGGGGACCUGCGCAGCGUCCUGAUCACCAGCGUGCUGAACCUGGAGCGGCUGGAGGUCGACCUCUUCAGGGGCCAGCACCACUGGGUGCCCGCCACGCAGCACCUCUUCGGCGGGCAGAUCGUGGGGCAGGCGCUGGUGGCGGCGGCCCACGCCGUGAGCCGCGACGAGCAGGUGCACUCGCUGCACUGCUACUUCGUGCGGACAGGGGACCCCAAGGUGCCGGUGCUGUACGAGGUGGAGCGGACCCGCACAGGGAAGAGUUUCUCUGUUCGCUCUGUAAAGGCCAUCCAGCAUGGAAAGCCCAUCUUCAUCUGCCAGGCCUCCUUCCAGCUCUCGCAGGGGAGCCCAGUGCAGCACCAGUACAGCAUGCCGACCGUGCCACCCCCCGAGGAGCUGCUGACACAGGAGGAGCUCAUCCAGAAGUUCCUGCAGAAUCCUAACGUGGCUGAGGGAUACAGGAAGCGUCUCACCAAGAUCCAAGCUCAAGAUGUGCCGAUUGACAUUAAACCUGUGAACCCCCCAGAUAUAUUCAGCUCAGAGCCACAGGAGCCGAAGCAGCUCUUCUGGGUGCGAGCACGAGGCUACAUAGGGGAGACUGACAUGAAGGUGCACUGCUGUGUGGCUGCCUACAUCUCUGACUAUGCCUUCCUGGGCACGGCCCUGCUCCCGCACCGGCAGUACCGCGUCAAGUUCAUGGUGUCCCUUGACCAUUCCAUGUGGUUCCACGCGCCCUUCCGAGCUGACCACUGGAUGCUGUACGAGUGUGAGAGCCCUUGGGCUGGUGGGUGCCGGGGCUUGGUGCAGGGACGGCUGUGGCGCAGGGAUGGGGUCCUGGCUGUCACCUGUGCACAGGAAGGUGUCAUCAGGGUGGAACAGACACCAACCCAGAGCAAGCUCUAGCUGAGGACACCCUACAGACAGGGGCUUCAAGCAUGCCCAGGGAGGGACCCUGAGAUCAAGACAGGACCUGGACAGGAACAGGAAGGAGACCAGGUGGGACCAAGCAUUGCAGGAAGUCCUGGUGCCAGAGGUGUCUGCAACAGACUGUGACCAACAGAGCAUCACUGCAACCAGCUGCUAGCUGCACAGCAUGUAAGCACAUGCUGCCAUCAGCUAUCCUUCACCCACCUUAAAAUAAAG